CCACAUUUUUAGUUUCUCUAUGACCAAAACACAAACACCCGUCAACUGUCAAAAACUGUAAACAAUUUAGCACGAAAUUAAGAAUUGUUAAAUCGUUUUUCACACCAAACAAGUCGUUAACACCUCGCAUAAUCGAUAAAAUCAUGGAAACGAAAUCUGCAGCCUCAUUCUGGUGGUUAAAGAGCCCCAACAUCACGAAAGAAGAAAACGCCAAUAACCUCACCAUCCCCAAACUCGACUUGGAAAUAUCAAAUUCCUUGGCCGAAUUUCUCGAAAGGGAACACAACGUCCUCAACAGCAACCACGAAGAUCGAACGGACGUGGACGUGGGGAGCAUAAUCGAAGAAAUCAACAGAGUUGCAGCACAGAGCCCUUUGGGCCCUUACGAACAUUCCAAAGAAGAACGCAGCAUUGACGAUAUUAUGAGGGAAGCGGAGAAGAUUUACAUUGAGAGUUCGAAAAGUUUCGAACAGUUGAGUCAACGGUCGAAAACUUCGCAAAAUAUCACGGAGUUGAACUCAGAUGGGAGCAAAAACUCCACACCCACACCUAAGAGCGUAAGCCCCCUUCCGAAUGACGAUAGUGAGAGUGAGACGUAUAGUGAGGACUUCAGUGAGGAGAGUAAAGUGCAGUCGGUUCCGUCCCCAAUUAUUGAAAUGAAAGAAAAGGAAAAGAAUGAAGAAAUUGGUCCAAAACAGGAGGAGGAAGAAAUUCAAAUAAAGGAAGACUUGAUAAAGACGCUGCAGGAAGACAACAAACAACUGAGAGAAGACAUCCGGCUUGUUAGGGCUGAACUGCAAAAAACCAGCAGCCUUCUCGACCAAACCAAGGCAGCUCUCAGCGCUAAAUCGUUAUGUUCGCCCGAAAUAAACCUUGAACUCGAGAAAACCCUCGAAGAAUUGAAAGAUUCGAAAGAGGUGAACACAGCCUUACAGUUACAACUAGACACCAUUAAUAAAACCCACUGCCUUUUGAAAAAAUCAUACGAAGAUUUGCUCGCCUCAAACAAAAAUCUCGAACGUAAGGUUGCCGAAUUCGACACGAGUUUAGCCAAAUAUAAAACGGAAGUCGUCAAUUUACAAAGCGAGAAGGACAAACUGUUGGAAAACGAAAACAAUUUAAACAAACUACUAGAAAUUGAAAAAUUGCAAUCGAAGAGUUUGAAAUUGCAAAACGAGAAAGACGCGAAAUGUAUCCAAGAUCUGAACCGGCAAAUCAAAGAGAUGGAGAGGAUUAUCGCAAGGAAACACCCGGAUUCGGUUUCAGCCUUAAUAGUAGCCGCUAAAAACGACGCCACUGAAUCCAAUCUAACGGCAAGGAAAAUCCUAGAAGACCGAAUUAAAAUCCUAGAAGAGGAAGCUUCGAAUCGCGACACGCAAUCAUCGCGAAUUUUCCUCGACAUUCAAGAGAAAUUCAACCAAAUGAAGCUGAAAUACGAGAGUCACAUUGAAGAUCUCGAACUGCACGUCAACGAUCUCAAAAACCAGCUGAAACGACGAAACGACACCUUCGACGUUUACACUCAAACCAUUAACGAUGAAACGAAAAUUCCGCAAAAGGAUACUCACACGAUUUCGACCCAAACUGAGCAAAAAUCGAUUAAACGUGCCGAAGUUAAAGAAGAUGCACAUUUGGUGGCGACAAUCAGAGGCUUGCAGACAGAUUUGAGCAAUAAGGAGAAAGUUGUGGCAAAGUUGCAGCGAGAAUUGGACGAGUUGCGCAAAACCAAUCGCAAGUUGCAAAAGGAACGCGAAGGGAGUUUGAGGAGUUUAAAUGAUCGGAAGGAGUUUAGGAGUUAUCCGGAGAAGUUGUCGUCGCAGGUCAAAACGCCAGUCGAUGAGGAGGAAAUGAAGUUUUUGAGGGCUGAGAGGGAUAAAAUGAAGCAGCAGUUGUGCCGCAUUGAGGAGGAUUAUCAGGCUUUGAAGACGAAGCGGUUGCAUGAUUUGAGUGCUUUGCAAGAAGCACACGAACGUGAAAUCGCCACUUACGUCUCGAAUGUGACUCCGCUACGAGAGCAGCUUGAGUUGCAGCAAGUUUCGCUUUCAACAUUGCAGAGUCAAUUAAGUAAAGCCAAGGAAGAGUUGAUGAUAAUUACAGUUGAAAGAGAUCACCUCAACGAUGAGUUGCGACAAAUGGCGGAUAAAUGGCGGCCAGGGGACACCCCCGAAGUUGAAGCUUUGCAAAAAAAGAUUGCAUUUUUAGAGAAACGUUACGAGGAGCGCGAGUUUCGCUUAAGAGCGAUUGUUCACGGCUUAGCACAAAAGAACGUCACUAACCGAAGUUGUGAACAAUGUGCCGAAAGGCAAAAACAACUAAUCGGAUAUAAGGUUGAACUAGACCAGCUUUUAGCGACGCUCCGAGCGCUUAAGGUGCCACGUACUUCCAUUUAUUUUUUUAUUUACUUGCUUCCAGUUGUUAUGCCAAAAGAAUAAAACGAUUGAAUUUUC
This is a messenger RNA of Tribolium castaneum (red flour beetle), 2447 nucleotides long. RefSeq names its product centrosomal protein of 162 kDa. NCBI's taxonomy places the organism in Eukaryota, Metazoa, Arthropoda, Insecta, Coleoptera, Tenebrionidae. Bases 144 to 2432 code for a protein of 762 amino acids. The record is from RefSeq and is a predicted model, not a curated record. Gene Ontology annotation, biological process: cilium assembly. Gene Ontology annotation, cellular component: centriole; centrosome; axonemal microtubule. The transcript is spliced from 5 exons.